AUGGCCCUUUCCUCAAGUUGGGCAGAUUCAUUGGGAUCAGCAGUAUGCCACUACAACACCCAAAAUGACAGCAGAAACGAGACAGGAGCUCAUUGCAGAGUGUCUGGGGAGGACAAGCGCGCCUACAGGGUGGAAUCCCAUGAUUGCAGCCCAAAUGUUGCCCAGAGCCCUGCUCACGUGCGGCUGCCAGGAACGGAUCAACCCUGGGAACUGCAGGGGUGCCGAUGCGCAUUGAUAGGGAAGGCGGUCAGACGCAGCAGAAGGCCGGUUAAUAAUAUUGUCGAUCCAGCCACGGUACAGCCCGCAGCGCGCCCAGCAGAUGCAACAGGCACCAGAUUGAUCUUCACGAUUGGCGCUCUGGCUGCACUGCUAGGGUCUUCCUGCUCAGUCCCUGCUCUGCCAUCUCCUGCCCAGGACAUGAUGGUAGCUGUUCCAGCAAACGCUGUCAGACAUAAUAUUUCCCUUCCUUCCCACUCAUUCUUAUAA
Molecule: messenger RNA, 486 nt
Organism: Rasamsonia emersonii CBS 393.64
Lineage: Eukaryota; Fungi; Ascomycota; Eurotiomycetes; Eurotiales; Trichocomaceae
Exons: 2
Coding region: 1-486 (161 amino acids)
Source: RefSeq, a predicted model, not a curated record